CCUUGCCUUUUUACCGUGGGAAACAGCCUGGCUUGAACCCUGUUGCCUGGCAACCUUGCCUCCUCAAGAUGAGGCUCCAGUGGUCCAACAAGCAGCCCUCAGCAGACAGAUAGAACAGGUUGGUGGUCCUGAGAGGAUGAGAGACCCAAGGAGGUGCACUCCCCACCCCCAUGGAUGUGGCAGUGCCCAAGGGUGGGGUGAUAACUGUUUCUCCUAUAUUCUGAAGGACUCUUGUCGGGAGAGCCAUGAAUUCCUAGCAUUCCCUGUGCCAGGACAGGGCUGGGAGAGGGUGUGAGCCCCACCUAGGGCGGAGGCCACAGCAGUGAGGGGCAGACAAAGGCAGGAGCCUGGGAAGAAAGCAGGAUGGCAACAGGGGCAACGGUCGGAGCCUGGGCGCUGGUCCUCAGUCUGUGGGGGGCAGCAGUAGGCAGUCGAAACCUCACAGCCCAGAUCGGGAAGCCACUGGUGCUGAACUGUAAGGGUGCUCCCAAGAAACCACCCCAGCAACUGGAAUGGAAAUUGAACACAGGCCGGACAGAAGCUUGGAAGGUCCUAUCUCCCCAGGGAGGUCCCUGGGAUAGUGUGGCUCGAGUCCUCCCCAACGGCUCCCUCCUCCUGCCGGCCAUUGGGAUCCAGGAUGAGGGGACUUUCCGGUGCCGGGCAAUGAGCCAGAAUGGAAAAGAGACCAAGUCCAGCUACCAAGUCCGAGUCUACCAGAUUCCUGGAAAGCCAGAAAUUGUUGAUCCUGCCUCUAAACUCACAGCUGGUGUCCCCAAUAAGGUAGUGGAAGAAAAUGGGAGUAGAACGUGGUCCCGAGAAUGGGAGGGGAGUGUAGCUAAGUGUGUAUGGAGUCUCUUAUUUUCAAAGAUGAUGAGGUCACUCUCUUUCCCCAGGGGGACAUGUGUGUCUGAGGGGGGCUACCCUGCAGGGACUCUUAGCUGGCACUUGGAUGGGAAACCCCUGAUACCUGACGGCAAAGGAGUGUCUGUGAGGGAAGAAACCAGGAGACACCCUGAGACAGGGCUUUUCACACUCCAGUCAGAGCUGAUGGUGACCCCAGCCCUGGGAGGAGCGCCCCACCCUACCUUCUCCUGUAGCUUCAGCCCUGGCCUUCCCCGGCGCCGAGCCCUGCACACAGCCCCCAUCCAGCUUAGUGUCUGGGCCCCAGAGCCUGUGCCUCUGGAGGAGGUCCAAUUGGUGGUGAAGCCAGAAAGUGGAGCAGUAGCUCUUGGUGGAACCGUGACCCUGACCUGUGAAGCCCCCACCCAGCCCCCUCCUCAAAUCCACUGGAUCAAGGAUGGCACGCCCCUGCCACUUCCCCCCAGCGCAGUGCUGCUCCUCUCUGAGGUAGGGCCUCAGGAUGAGGGAACCUACAGCUGUGUGGCCACCCAUCGCAGCCACGGGUCCCAGGAAAGCCAGGCUGUCAGCAUCAGCAUCAUUGAAACAGUCGAGGAGGGGUCAACUGCAGGCUCUGUGGGAGGGCCAGGGCUGGGAGCUCUAGCCCUGGCCCUCGGGAUCCUGGGAGGCCUGGGGAUAGUCGCCCUGCUCAUUGGGAUCAUUAUGUGGCGAAGGUGGCGACACCAAGGAGAGAAGAGAAUUUCCCCAAUCUUCCUCCCCAGGAAGGCCCCAGAAAACCAGGAGGAGGAGGAGGAAGGGCGUGCAGAGCUGAAUCAGUCUGAGGAGCCUGAGGCAGCCGAGAGCAAUGCAGGAGGGCCUUGAAAGGCCCACAGCCACCCCCAUCCCUCAGCUCCCUUUUCUUUUCCCCACACUCUGUUCUGGCCCCAGAUGAGUUCUCCCCUGUACAACCUCCACUCACCUCACCAAACUUUCUUCCACAACCAGAGCCUCCCAUGAAGCGCGAUGAGUAAACAACUGACAAACCUUA
This is a messenger RNA of Pteropus alecto (black flying fox), 1885 nucleotides long. It is a transcript of the gene AGER, whose product is annotated as advanced glycosylation end-product specific receptor. The transcript has 10 exons. NCBI's taxonomy places the organism in Eukaryota, Metazoa, Chordata, Mammalia, Chiroptera, Pteropodidae. Gene Ontology annotation, molecular function: signaling receptor activity. Gene Ontology annotation, cellular component: plasma membrane. The coding region runs from base 364 to 1719 and encodes 451 amino acids. Gene Ontology annotation, biological process: regulation of inflammatory response; regulation of p38MAPK cascade. The record is from RefSeq and is a predicted model, not a curated record.